AUGCGGAACAAGUCUGCAUCGAAACGGCAGCCAGAGUCUGCUGAGAGUCAGGAAGGCAAUACCGUAAUGAAGCGGUGCAUCACGUUCAUGCAGAAAAAGAAGGCAGCAUCAAAACUUCUGUUCCAAACGUGCAGUAAAGAGGAUGGCGCCAGUAUAAAGCAACACACUCCACGCACUAAAGACGAGCUACUUCCUGCUACAACAAGGCCAUUGUGUGGACUUUGGCUGCUACUACAAGAAUCUUUACCAAGCACACCUUGGUCCUCAUCACAGGAGCCCCCAUCUACCCUGACAGAAAGGGGCUGGAGCCGAAUUUGCAAGGAUUUUACACCACAAACCAAGAAGCGGAUGCAGAAGCAUUUCGAUGAGAUAUCAAGUGUACGGAGGACUGUGUCAAGACUGAAAAGAGCCUCAGCCAUCAUUCCACCAGCACGGAUAUUGGCCGAGUCAUCCAGGUACCUCAACAAAGACUUUCUAGAAAUUCUUCAUGUUGAGAUGCAUCUGCAACCAUUGAACAAGCACGGAAGACGCUGGCCAAAAGAGUUCAGUCAGUUUACACUUCCUUAAUCAGCUUCCUGGUCAUGUCAAAUUCCAUUUGGGCCAAGUAUACAUUUUUUUCUAUAAAUGCAAGCUUUUUCAUUCCCCAUUCUUGUUAGAUAUAAUUCUUCUUCCUC
Dermacentor silvarum is the source of this 674-nucleotide messenger RNA. RefSeq lists its product as uncharacterized. The record is from RefSeq and is a predicted model, not a curated record. Lineage: Eukaryota; Metazoa; Arthropoda; Arachnida; Ixodida; Ixodidae. The coding region runs from base 1 to 567 and encodes 188 amino acids. The transcript has 4 exons.